CGCCAUUCAGUCUCGUCUGUGAUACAGCCACGGGUGGCGUUCAUUAAUUUCAACGAGUACGUAUUAAUUGACACUCAAAGUAAACGAAAACAAUUUUCAAGCAUUCCAUUGCAAUAGGCAAAAUAUUUGCAAGAGACGCUUCGGCAGUUCUAAAUAAAAAUAACCAUAGAUGCUUAUGCAAAACAAAUAAGUGUGAUUAUGUAUGUAGUUGUAUAUUUCCUAGAUAUAAUUACAUAUAUACAUAUGUAUGUAUAUGUACUGCAAGUGAAUUGAUGAAUUUCUAAAGAAUUUUAAUUUGAAAAAAAAGUGCGCUAGUAAAAUUACGCUAUUGUAACGUGAAAAUUGCAAUAAAACAAAAUUAACAUUGUAACUUUAAAGAAUACGAGUAUGCAUUAUCCUCACCGGCUGGUAAAUCACGCGAAAAAAUACAACAGCGACGGCAAUGAAAAUGAAUGAAAAUGCAGCUGAGAAUAUGACACAUUCGGUGAGGAAUGGAAUGGAGACUUCUAGCAACAAAAAUACUGACACAAAUAAAUGCAAUUCCACGCCAACAAAGUCAUCGCAUAAUAUUGGAGAUUUGCGGCGUGUACUAAAACUAACCUCUGAUUGUCUUGUAGCAGACGACGACAGUUCAUCGGAAAAUUCUAAUGAAGCCAGAUCUUCAACUGCGCCGUUCUCUGCAACAGGUGUAAACUCAAAACAACAACUUGUAAAAAACGCAAUUUCGAUUUGUUGGCAGAAAUCUCUGCAGUGCGUCGCAAACAAUGGCAAACCAGGCAGUCCUUCGGCCAAAUACUUUAACUGGUCAUAUCGGUUGCUACGUCGCAAGCAAUUGAUAAUUUUAUUAAUUUUUUUGGUCUUCGUAUUCUAUUUGAGUAGUUCGAUACGCGCCAGCAACUAUGCAGAUGAGCGCAUACCCGUGCUGCACUACUCACAUGUGCCGGGUAUGAAGGUGACCACAGAAUCAGUAAACAAACAAAGGCUGUUUUCGAAUGGCGAGAGUGAUGUGAAACCAUUACUGACACCGCCAGCCGAUACUGAACUACCAUUGCCACCAUCUACACCGUCGCCAGUUGACCAAACAACAAACACCAAAGAAUCUCUAAUUGAUUCAAACUUUGAAAAUCCACUAACUAAUGACACAAAUACAAUCAUACGACCACCCACAGGUUAUCUUGUUUGGAGUGAUUUGUGCCGAAUACCUGACGUGGAUGUGCAUGCACCGGAUAUAAUGCAACACUUCAAGCGUGAAAAAUACAAACCGUGCUCGAACAAGAAACCCCUAACAACAGUCGUCUUUAAUUUGACUUCACAGGAGUACGUGCUGCAAGUCGAGGAGAGUGAAAUAAAAUCAUUCAGCAAAUCGGGCCGGAUAAAUUGCUGCUAUCAGACUAUAAUACGCAAUGGGACCGGUGCAAAGGCAGACGAAGACUAUAGACUUGGAAAAUGUGUUCCUUUUAAAAGAAAAGUCUCUCUACCGCCUUCGAUCCAUAGCAUUUUAGUGCAGUGUGAUUCCAAAAAGCGAAAUGUCUAUAAAAAUGGGCAUCCUUUGAUCAACGAACAACCAGACGUACGAGAACGUUUGAAAACAUGGAAAGAGAAGGAUGCUAAGCGAGGACGCACGAAACCGCCCAGCGUUCUAAUGAUCGGCAUUGACAGUAUAUCUCGUGUAAAUUUGAUACGAGCCAUGCCGAAGACAGCGCAACAUUUAUACGACAAUGAAUGGUUCGAGUUGAGUGGCUAUAAUAAGAUAGAUGACAAUACAUUUCCGAAUUUUAUGGCCUUACUUGCUGGUUACAAUAAAUACAAUACCGUGGAGAAAUGCCCUCCAAGGGUCUUGGGUGCCUUAGACAAUUGCAGCAUUAUCUGGAAUGCUUUCCGCGAGCAUGGCUAUGUCACGGGCUAUGGCGAAGAUGCUGCAGAAAUCAGUACAUUCAACUAUUAUAAAGUGGGUUUCGUGAAACCACCCGUUGAUUACUAUUUACGUCCAUUCCAACUCGCUGCAGAACAUCAUUUAUAUAAAACUUUAAAAUCAGGUCUCACCUUCUGUCUUGGCUAUCAGCAAUCAGCACAAUUUGUGCUGGAUUACGCCAUUGAAUUCGCAACACGUUUCAAAGACGAUCCGCUGUUUGGUUUAUUUUGGGCGAAUUCCUUUAGUCACAACAACCUGAGUGAUUCCUCAUCGAUGGAUAUUGUCGUGCUUAAUUAUUUGGAGCGCUUGGCAAAGUUGGGCAUACUCGAUCGCAUGAUAGUCGUUUUCUUCAGCGAUCACGGUCUUCGUUUUGGACCCGCCCGUACAACAGCUUCCGGUCAUAUGGAAGAACGUCUACCAUUCAUCUUUAUAUGGUUACCGCCGUAUCUGAAGCAAAAAUAUCCAAGUUUUGUGAAUGCUUUGAGUGUGAAUAAAAAUCGUCUCACCACACCAUAUGAUCUGCAUAUGACACUCAAGCAUUUCCUUAAUUUGUCUCAGCGUAUCGACGAAAACGACAAGGGAAGAGUCCUAAGUGCGGCUGAGGGUUGUAAGAGUUGUCAAACGCUUUUGGCGCCGGUACCUUUGGAUCGCUCUUGUAACGACGCGGCCAUCGAAGAGCACUGGUGCACUUGUAUUCCCUAUACCAAAGUAAAUAAAAAAUCGAAUAUCGUACAAAAACUGGGUAACCUAACGGUUAACUAUAUAAAUGAACUCGUGCGCAACUUCCGCAACGGCACAUUGACUUCGCUCUGCCGCACUUUGCACCUCGGCAAUGUGAUAAGUGCGCAUCGCUCAAAUGAGGCUUUUCGACCAAAAGACAUAAAUGGCACAGCACUGGAUGUUUAUCGGCUUCAUUUAGUUACAAAACCGAAUAGUGCAGACUUUGAGGUAACUCUGCGGUAUAAUCCAGAUACUGAGAGUAUUCAGUUUACAGGCGAGAUAAGUCGCUUGAAUUCGUAUUUCAAAGAUUCGCAUUGUGUGUUGGAUAGUUUCGUUAAGAAGUACUGCUCCUGCGCAUAGCACAAAGCGCUCACCACAGCGCCGAAAAAUAGCACACCGAGCAAAGCGAAGUGAUUAUUGUGGACCGCCUUCCAGCGUGGGAGGUGAAAACCGUUUUAAGUUUCAUUUUAUUCAAAAAUUCAAGCCUCAGCUAGCAAUUUAAUUUAGCAAAUGAAUGACAAUUUUUGUAUUAAGUACAUGAAAAUGUAUGUGUGUGUGUACAUCUAUGUAGGGAAAUGUAUAUACGAAUAUAUGAUAUAGAGUAGAAAUCUUAAGUGCAUACAUACAUACAUGUGUACAUAUGUAUGUGCUAAAUUAUUAAAAUUAAACAAUAAAUACAUACGCUUGCCAAAAUUACUCUUAACAAACAAACGCGACAAUGUUUUAAACGAAACAAUAUACAUGCACGCAUACAUACAUAUACAAUAAAUAUAUAUAUAACAUUUAGUAUUUACGAUUAAAAUAAAUAUAUCAAUGGAAAUGCUUUAGCGGUAUGUAUGCUAUCCGUAGAUUUAUGUAUGUAUGUAAACUUUUACAAAUGCUAAAAUACUGUGAUUUGUAGUCAAUACUUUAAAUUAAGAUAAUAAAUAAUUAU
Messenger RNA from Anastrepha obliqua, 3566 nucleotides. RefSeq lists its product as uncharacterized. The coding region runs from base 443 to 2992 and encodes 849 amino acids. The record is from RefSeq and is a predicted model, not a curated record. Lineage: Eukaryota; Metazoa; Arthropoda; Insecta; Diptera; Tephritidae. The transcript is spliced from 6 exons.